UAAAACGAGGUAACGGACUGAAAGUGAGGUUAGUCUGGAGUCACGGCUGGGACAGGAAGCACGUGACUCCUGAGAGGGGAGUUUGGGCCAAAGCCUCAUUAUACUUGCUGAACGGGUGGCAGCCCUGCCACAAGCGGCAUCUGGAAGCUGGACCCCUGGCCACCCUCCUUCCCCAUCGCAGCCACGCCCUUUAGCAGAUGACAGGCGGUUCUCGGCUGUUCCCUGGGAGCCCGUGGACGCCACUCGAGAUGUCCCCUUUUGGUGGCUGGGGACUGCUCUCGGCCUUCCUCGCCCUGCUCUGCUGCACAGGGUCUGGCGAGGAGGCAUUCGAGGUACGCAUGUGGCCAGAGCAGCUGAUGGUGGAGUCCGGGGAGUCUCAGGUGAUUAACUGUAGUACCACCUGUACCCAGCCCAACACCGGUGGUCUGGAGACCACCCUACACAAGACUCUCCUGGAGGAACAGGAUCAGUGGAAGCUGUAUGAGGUCUUCAACAUCUCCCAGGACACAGAUGUCAUUUGCCAUUUCACUUGCUCCGGGAAGCAGGAGUCCAAGAGCCUGAACAUCAGUGUGUUCCACCCUCCAAAGCAAGUGCUGCUGAAGUUAUGGCCCACUUUAGUGGCUGUAGGGAGAUCGUUCACCAUCCAGUGCAGGGUGCCCUCUGUGGCACCCCUCGAAGGUCUCACUGUCACCCUGCUCCAUGGCAGUGAGAUCGUAUACAGCCAGACCUUUGUGGGGACAACACUUUCCCCCCAAGAGGCCAUGGUCACCCACAACACCACGGCUCACCGGGAAGACGACCGCCACAACUUCUCCUGCCGGGCCGAGAUGGACCUGCGCUCUCGCGGCGGGGACCUCAUUCACAGCGUCUCAGAUCCCCAGGCGCUCGACGUCUAUGAGCCCGCACAAGACAACCAGGUGGUGGCCAUCAUCACGGUCGUGUCAGUGCUACUCUUCUUGUUUGUGACAUCUGUCCUGCUGUGCUUUGUCUUUGGGCAGCAGUGGCACCAGAGGCGGACAGGUACCUACGGGGUGCAAGCUGCUUGGAGGAGGCUGAGGUGGGCCUACCGGGCAUAGCCUACGUGAGCGGCAUGGCCACCAGCACGGCGGCCACUGGGACUCAGCAUGGCUCCUUAGGGCUGUGGUUCAGCCCUGGCUGAAGGACCACGACAAGCAGCAGAGGACGUCAGGGACCCUCCCUUUCCUAGUCUGAAUACAAACACCUGGACUUAA
Molecule: messenger RNA, 1232 nt
Organism: Lagenorhynchus albirostris (white-beaked dolphin)
Lineage: Eukaryota; Metazoa; Chordata; Mammalia; Artiodactyla; Delphinidae
Gene: ICAM2
Product: intercellular adhesion molecule 2
Exons: 5
Coding region: 198-1076 (292 amino acids)
Biological process (GO): cell-cell adhesion
Cellular component (GO): membrane
Molecular function (GO): integrin binding
Source: RefSeq, a predicted model, not a curated record